AUGGUAGAGCAGAAUGACUAUGUUGUCUUGUUUGCAUGUGGCAAGGUUGGAGAGGUUGAGUGUUUUGAGUGGGAUAGGCAGUCUGGGAUCACAUUGGCAGUCUUUAGAGAAGUACAGCCAGAUCUCCAGAAUCUAUUCUUCUUUAGUGAGGCUGGUCAUCACAUAUUAAGGAUGAAACAGGAAUGGGUAAGGAAAACUAAGGUUUAUCAUUCUAAAUUACAAACUAAAUUUUACACCAUACCUGAAAAAUAUAAAACAAUUUUGUUGAUAGCUGACUCAGUGAAGAACAAAAGGUAACCUUAGAGCUGUGAUUAUUGAAGUGUGACUUGCAAUUUUCAUUUGUAUAUGAAGAAGGACUAGUAUUUUGCACCAAAAAUGAAAGGAAGUAAUAUUUUUUAGGAGGUCCAGUGACCUGGACAUUUAAGAAAUUAAAUUAUGAAAAGAAACUUGGUUUGUACUUCAGUCUAGUAACAAGUCUUAUUUUAAAAUAUUUUCAGACUUGAGUUUCAAGUAAAACCGAUUGAAGAAAUCAAGGAAAAGGUGUUAUUUCUUGAAGGGAACAGUGACCACCUCUGCCUUGUCUGCAUGCCAAAUGUUUGUGGAGUGUGCGAAUAA
Messenger RNA from Pocillopora meandrina, 615 nucleotides. NCBI's taxonomy places the organism in Eukaryota, Metazoa, Cnidaria, Anthozoa, Scleractinia, Pocilloporidae. The record is from the annotation of a GenBank genome assembly.